AUGGUUGCCGGCGAAAAGUUCAUUCAACAUCUCCAUUUGUUAGUUAUCAUAGUGUUACUUAGCUUAAGAGUUGCUUUUGGAGACUCUUCAGAAGUGAAAACUGGUAGAAUCAGAUGUUGGUUACCAGCAGUCAAUCCUCCAUCACCUCACAUGAUCAAUGCUUCUAAGUCUCUUUAUAUCAUUCAUCUUGCGGGUAAUGAGCUAUCCUCUUCAGUAUUCUCUUGGUUGUUUACCUUCAGUAGUAGCCUAAGUCACAUUGAUCUCAGUCACAACAAUUUACAAGGUCCCAUUCCUGAUGCUAUUGGGAAUAUCAUUUCCCUUGCGUCUCUUCAUCUCUCUGGAAAUCAACUCGAAGGUGGCAUUCCUAUAUCAUUUGGGGAUCUGAGUAGUUUAAGGGAAUUAUAUUUGUCUGAUAACCAUCUUAGUGGGAUUCUGACCGAUAAAAUUGGAAGUCUUUCCAAACUCGAGAUUUUGUAUCUUAGUUCAAACCACUUCGAAGACAAUAUCACUGAAGCUCAUUUCUUUAAUCUCUCCCAGUUACAUACACUAGAUUUGUCUUCCAACCCUCACAUCUCUUUCAAUUUCAACUCUGGAUGGAAUCCUCCUUUUCAGUUAAGAGAUCUAUUGCUGGGGGGUUGCAAAGAAGGGCCACAUUUUCCCGCAAGGAGUAACAGUUUUACUGGAGAAAUUCCAAAAUCAUGGAGGGAUUGUACAUCUUUACGUUUCAUUGAUCUUUCAAAAAAUAAGUUGUCUGGACAUAAAAGAGCAAAAAUUGGAUAUGACCUUGCUCUUGAUUAUGAAAUGCCGGUUUCUGGUGAAGGUAAAUAUUCUAGUUCAAAGGAGAACAGGGAUACAGAAGUAAUUGAGGAUGCACGAGCAUGUGCGGAGAGGUUAAGAUCCUACAAAGCUGAUCUCCAGAAAAUUAAGAAAGAGAAGACUGUGGAAGCUGAUGGUGUUGACGGCGCUCCAGCGGCUACUGAUGUUCAGAAGAAGAUGAAGACUCUCAGGAGCCUAAUCCCCAUUCCUCUAUUUAGCACUCCAAAAACCCAUCACCUUCGUCAUGCCGAUUCCCCAAUGCGAAGACAUCGUCGGUGUCUCAGUGCGAGACGGAGCCUGGAGACGGAGUGUCUCCGUCUCGCACGGAGACACGAUGGUGUCUCCAUCCGGGACAGAUGCUUUGGCUUUACUCAUUUCCUGUAG
Molecule: messenger RNA, 1200 nt
Organism: Fraxinus pennsylvanica
Lineage: Eukaryota; Viridiplantae; Streptophyta; Magnoliopsida; Lamiales; Oleaceae
Source: the annotation of a GenBank genome assembly